This is a messenger RNA of Drosophila sulfurigaster albostrigata, 1169 nucleotides long. Its product is annotated as farnesol dehydrogenase. The transcript has 2 exons. The coding region runs from base 19 to 768 and encodes 249 amino acids. Lineage: Eukaryota; Metazoa; Arthropoda; Insecta; Diptera; Drosophilidae. The record is from RefSeq and is a predicted model, not a curated record.
ACUUUCUGACAGUGGAUCAUGGAACGUUGGCAGAAUCGUGUCGCUGUGAUAACCGGCGCCAGCUCAGGCAUUGGAGCUGCUUGCACGCGACUUUUGGUUGCUGCCGGUCUGCAGGUGGUUGGCCUCGCACGUCGCACCGAGCGACUGGAGCAACUACGUCAAUCGCUGCCCGUGGAGCAGCAGUCACGUUUCCAUCAGCGGACCUGCGAUGUCUCUGCUGAGGGGCAGGUGAACAGCGCCUUCGAGUGGAUCGAACAGCAGCUGGGCGGCAUCGAUGUGCUCAUCAACAAUGCGGGCAUUGUGCGCGAUGGCCAAUUGCUCGAUAUGCCGGUGCCAGAGAUCAGCCAGAUACUGCAGACAAAUCUGAUGGGCAGCAUUUACUGCACCAAGUUGGCAGCGAGCAGCAUGAGACGCCGUCAGAUGGCCGGACAUUUGUUUUUCAUCAACAGCACGGCCGGUUUGGCGGGCUACAAUCCAGGACCUGUGGAUCCCAGUCUCAAUGCGUAUACGCCUAGUAAAUUCGCAUUGAGCGCUGUGCAUGAGAUCUGCCGACAGGAAUUGAUCACAGCCAAAUCAAAAAUCAAAACAACGAGCAUUAACCCCGGCUGGGUGGCCACCGAGAUUGUCUCGGAUGAGAUUAAGGCGCAGCUGGGCGAUGUGAUCCUACAAGCCGAUGAUGUGGCCCAAGCGGUGCUCUAUGCACUCUCCUCCUCCCCCAAUGCCCAGGUGCAGGAGAUAACGUUGCGGGCGGUGGGUGAAUGGUACUGAUAACAUUCUACAGUCUGUCUCUCUGUCCGUUUGUCUGUCUGUCUGUUUGGCUGUGUGAAGUGAGCACGUGUUCUGGGGCUUGUUGUUUUUUCCCUUUCCCUUUCGCAGCGCGUUUGUUAUUGUUGAAAUGAAGUAAUCAACACCAAAUAACAAUCAAAUGAAGGCAAAACGACUCUCGCACACUCACUCUUGCCUUCUCAUUCACUUACACCCGCCAUCUCUCUCUCACUCACACUCACACAUAUUGUGUGGCUUUUACUUUUCCUUCUUUCUUUUUUUUGUGGGCCUCAUUUCGUUUUUAUUGUAAUUGUUAUGAUUAUUGUUGUUGUUAUUGUUGGUUUGGCUGUUACAGUUUAACAACAACUCCCCAAAAUAAAUAAUUCAGUUUUAUAAAUUAAUAA